AGUUAGCUUAGCGAAAGUCGUCUCAGGCAUUCGAGCAAAGGCAGUUCUGGGCCAUUCAGAGAGUCAAAUUUUAGGUUUACAAAAAUCGAGUAUGCAGAAAAAGAAGAAAGGAUCGGCUCUUUGUAAGCCAAUCUAUAAGUUCCAAAAAGUAGCCCGUUAUACAAACAAUGGCUAUCUCAACUUUCUUACCGAGUACAAGAAACGUUUCUGCGGAAUAUCGCCCCAGAACAUGGUACGUUAUGCAGCUAGGCAGUGGAACCAGCUAACUCCCGAAGAAAAGGCACGUUUCAGAGAGCUAAUGGUUGACAAAAAGAGCGAUUCUCUACCAUCUGAAAGUCAGAAGAGUAGGAAGAUAAUCCCGGAGAAAAUAAAACAGGAUAAAUCAUGUCCCAAGCGCUCCACUUAUGGUCGUCAGAAGGAAUCUGAAAGGUCCUCGGUGAGACCCAAGAAGUCCAAGCCAAAUAUGAAGAAAAGUCCUGUAAUAUCUUCUCGCGACGCGAGUUCUUUGGGCUCUGCAGUGGCCUAUAUGCAUUUCCUGCGAAAGUUUCAAAGAAAGCACUGCGACUUACCAGCCGCCGAUCUGCUGAAAAAGGGCAACUCGACUUUGGUGCCGUCUGGAAGGACAUCAGCGCCAACUAUUCGAGAAGCCACUUUGGGUUGUGAGGACAGCAUAACGAACAUUACAGACAUCAGCUAACUGGGUAAAUUUUAAGUAUGCGAGUUUUUUAGUUUGUUAUUUUACUUUUGUAAGCCUAAGAAAUAACAAAACUAUUAAAAUAUUAACCGAUA
This is a messenger RNA of Drosophila eugracilis, 789 nucleotides long. Its product is annotated as protamine-like protein 99C. Gene Ontology annotation, biological process: spermatogenesis; sperm DNA condensation. Lineage: Eukaryota; Metazoa; Arthropoda; Insecta; Diptera; Drosophilidae. The transcript has 3 exons. The coding region runs from base 92 to 697 and encodes 201 amino acids. The record is from RefSeq and is a predicted model, not a curated record.